AUGAUUAAAAAAUCUCAUUAUACAUACAUCGAUAGCUUUGCCAUAAAGUUGCCAUUUACUGCAAUCCCAUUUUUCAGAAAACAUCUGAGGGAAGGGACCACCACGGGUUCCGGUGCCAUGAAGUGGCCCUUCUUCUGGGACCUCAACCGACUGUUGGGGUCUCUACCGCUGAACGACACGACCCUCGUGGAUGAAAGCCUGUCUUCUAACCAUGCUACACCAGCAGUAGUGGAGUUGCUCUCCGACAUGCAAGAGGGAGGCGUGGUCGAAGUAGACUACUUCGAGGAGCCCGUCGAGGAACCGGGAGAGGAGCUGCAUGGCGAGGAAAGCCAAGUCACCAGCACCCCCGCCACUACAAGUGUAAGCAGGCCGGGGCCCAGCAGCGUCAAUGACACGAGCAACACGCCGCCGAGGCCACAGAAAAGGAAGAGGCCGCAAGCUCCAAGCACCGCAUACAUUAAAACGGUGAUUGAUGAGCAGAGGCUGCUCAGGCAGAGUUUUGAGGCAUCGAGGGCAAGAGAGUUCGCCUUACGCGAGCGGGAAAUAGUCCGGCAAGAAACCGCCAUCAAGGUGCAGCAAGAGCUCGCGACUGCAUUGAUGGCUUUCAUGAAUAAAAAUACCACAUAA
This is a messenger RNA of Ixodes scapularis (black-legged tick), 627 nucleotides long. RefSeq lists its product as uncharacterized. Bases 1 to 627 code for a protein of 208 amino acids. The transcript is spliced from 3 exons. The record is from RefSeq and is a predicted model, not a curated record. Lineage: Eukaryota; Metazoa; Arthropoda; Arachnida; Ixodida; Ixodidae.